Messenger RNA from Trichoderma virens Gv29-8, 864 nucleotides. RefSeq lists its product as uncharacterized. Gene Ontology annotation, molecular function: FAD binding. NCBI's taxonomy places the organism in Eukaryota, Fungi, Ascomycota, Sordariomycetes, Hypocreales, Hypocreaceae. The transcript is spliced from 2 exons. The record is from RefSeq and is a predicted model, not a curated record. The annotation marks the transcript as partial.
UGCACAGCUGGCUCAUCAUGCUUCCCUAACGCGGAUGAGUUGGCGUCUUUCAACUCCUCUGUCGGCGAACAGCUGUUUAAAAGCUCUCCAUAUGGAAGCGUCUGCUAUGAGGGCAGUUUUGAAGCUGCAGCCUGUUCAAAUUUGGUUGCGAACAAGGGGAUUGCUGGCUUCCGUGAGACACUACCAUUAGCUAUGAUGUUCGUUAAUAACGAAUUCGAUUCGGAGGGCAAUGGAUGUUUGAUCCCCGAUACUGUCCCUUCUGAGCCUCUUACUGAAGCCUGCGCACUUGGUGGCCUCCCCUCUUACUAUGUCAAUGCCACCACUCCCGAGGACAUCAGCUCAUCGGUCAAGUUCGCUGCCAAAUAUAACUUACGUCUCCGCGUUAAGAAUACGGGACAUGACUACACUGGCCGUAGCACAGAUCACGGCGCAUUCACCAUCCGCACAAGUAACUUCCGGGGUUUGGAGCUCAUUGAUGACUUCAUACCAAAUGGAUGCCCCAAGUCUGUCCACCGAACCUCGGUUCUCGCUGGUGGCGCUGGUGUUGUUGCCCGAGACAUUUACAAUGUGUCAGCCGGCCUGGGAAUCAUAACCACAGGCGGUUACUCUAGCAGCGUUGGUGUCAAUGGUGGCUUCGUACAAGGUGGUGGAGCUGCUGGGCCAUGGCAGCCUCUCUUCGGCAUGGGUGCAGACAAUGUCCUGCAGUAUGAUGUGGUGCUAACAGACGGUACUAUCACCGUAGCCAACGACUGCGUGAAUAGUGACCUCUUCUGGGCAAUGCGCGGUGGUGGUGGUGUCUUUGCAAUAGCUACCAAGGUCUACCUUGAGGCCCACGCAGCCUUCCAAGCAGUGAAUGUAGUCGCU